This is a messenger RNA of Pungitius pungitius (ninespine stickleback), 3180 nucleotides long. It is a transcript of the gene tprg1, whose product is annotated as tumor protein p63 regulated 1. Lineage: Eukaryota; Metazoa; Chordata; Actinopteri; Perciformes; Gasterosteidae. The coding region runs from base 427 to 1452 and encodes 341 amino acids. Gene Ontology annotation, cellular component: cytoplasm. The record is from RefSeq and is a predicted model, not a curated record. The transcript is spliced from 6 exons.
AAAUUGAACGUGGUCACACCAACUUAUUCACAGGAGGAUUUGUAGUUGUGGAUACGUUGCAUCCUCAACAGGUAGAUCUGGUCAGGCAGGUGGAGUAACAAAGGUGUGCAUGGAUCAAAACCCCUGACCUACACUCACAACAUUCAUAGGCUUCACAAACUGAUCUCCCUUCAGUCCGCGUGGAGCAGCAUUAUCGGGCCUAUUCAUAGAUUGGUACCGGUGCCGCUCGUGCACCCGGGCUUAUUACACCAUUAAUCGAAGUAGUAGGAAGGACCGAGUGUGAGGCAUCCUGCCGCCGUGCACGCCCCUAACAACACACGUUACAGUCGGAACAAGGAAGUUCAUUCACCUGCGUUGCGUCUCUAUCCAGAUUGUUCACUUUCCGCCACAGAUCACCAGCGCCAAUUGUCUUUUAGAAGCCACGCCAUGGCAGCAGCCGAUGAGAAGAGAACGCAGCCCGGCGAAGAGGAGCAGCAGCCUCCGCUGGGCUCUACAGCCGCCCACCCGGGGCACACGGAGCCGCCUCCCCCCACGGAGGACCCGCAGCAGCCUCCCCCCACGGAGGACCAGGGACACACGGAGCCGCCUCCCCCUACGGAGGACCCGGGGCACACGGAGCAGCCUCCCCCCACGGAGGACCCGGGGCACACGGAGCAGCCUCCCCCCACGGAGGACCCGGGGCACACGGAGCAGCCUCCCCCCACGGAGGACACAGAGCCGUCCGAGGGCCCGGAGGAGCGGGCAGCGGAGGUCGGAGCGACCCGCCCCCCGCAGAGUGACAACUCCGUGGAGCCCUCUCUGCAUCAUUUUAAGAUGAGGAAAUUCUUCGUGCUGAGGCCUGGCACACUGGAACAGGCCAUCAAAGACGUGACAGCUCUGGUGGAAGAAGUCGACGGCAGCCUUCACAGUGUUUGGCUGAUGGCAGAGGUGGAUCACUGGAACAAUGAAAAAGAGCGCCUCGUCCUCAUCACGGACAACUCUCUGCUGGUCUUCAAGUACAACUUCGUCAUGUUCAAUUGUGAUCAUAUCCUGAGGAUCCCAUUGAACAUUAUAGACCGCAUCUCCCACGGUCCAUUCAGCUUCCCCAAGCACUCACUGCUUCAGAGGGAGGGGGAGGGGCUGCGGCUCUUCUGGGAUCGGCAGAGGGAGCCCUCCUUUACCUCCAGGUGGAACCCCUUCGCCAUUGACUUCCCCUUCAUCACCUUCAUCAACCACCCCGUGAGGAGUGUCAGCGGCACGUUCGCUGCCAUGUGCCAUAUUGAGAACUUUCAAGAGCGGAUCAAAGAGGCGGCGCAGAAAGCCCACGCCAUGAAGCCGUUUCCUGGGAAGGCCAACGGCGUCCUGGUCCUAAAGCAGCCGAUCCACACCGAUGCCUACGUGGGCCUCAUGUCUUUCCUCGGGAACCAGAACAAACUGGGCUACAGCAUGGCUCGAGGAAACCUCGGCUUCUAGAACCCUUCUGCUUUUCAUAGUUUUGCUGUCGCUCGACUAGUUGAAAAGAGAUUAUUAAGCCCUGACUUCAUGUUUGUGCGUUGGUUCUGUCAAACCCUUUCAGGACAGACCAAAGACGUUUCCAGUUUGGGAUUUUCUUGGGCGUCUCGUUGAAGGGUGGAUUCUCCCGAUGUUCCGUGUGAGGUUUAAACAACCCUGUGAUCCCCCCCCUUAUUUCGGCAGAGAGCUUUGUAUUUGCUCCUCAGCAUCGGUCUCCUUUCUUCCUCCCCCGGUGUGUCUGUUAAAUAUCUCAUUGCCAUACCGCUGAGCUACCCUCAGAGAUUCUCCAAACACUGGGGAGGGGGGCAUUUCUGUGCAUGGUUUUAUAUUUUUAUCAUUCGCCGUGUGUUUUUACAAUACAUACAGUUUCCCCUUGAUGUGUGUUUAAUGUGUGUUGCUCCACCUGGCGUGUUGUCACAGUAUGUAUUUUGUUCUCUUUUCCUUUGUGGUGGUAUAGAAUUACAGAUGUCGUCUAUGCCAAGUUUGUAUUGCUCUAUAAUAACCUCAUCUCCAUUCUGAAUGAGAAAGCCUCCUGGAACAUGAAGGUGGUGUUAUCACACCGUCGAAACUUACUCUAAUGUAUUCCUUCAUUCUAAAUGUUCUAAAAGAAAAGAGAGAAAUCCCAUUUCUGUAGUGGAAGUAAGUGAAAAGAGAAUCUGAUGUCCAAGAAAUGUUCUUACAAUUAUCUGCUGACAUACAAACAUUUCUUUUCCAAUGCAAGUCUGUGGGAAUGAGUAUUUUUUAAACUCCGCUUAAACACAAAUGGAGAAUAAAAGCCAAGCAGGACGUGUGCAGCCUGUGACAGAGCUACCAGAAGGACGUCUGUGCUCAGUCCUUCAGUAAGAAACAGUACUGUACAGUAUGUAACAGUACUAUGUUCAAUGAGAACCGCUUCAAUAAGUUUUUCUUCACAGCUUUUGAAAAUGGAGAAGACAACACACCAGAAGAACUCUUCCUCAAACUAAACACUAGAGGGCAGCCGAGGUGUGCCAUCUUCAACAUUCACCUUCUGCUUCAGGCAGCAAUGUCACAGAACCCGAACGAGAGGGCAUUUAAAAACUCAUGCAGCAUAUAAUAAAAUAAAUAAUUAAAGCUGCGAUCCGCGUUGGACGGGUCCUCGCUACUCCUUGCACGUCGGGGCACUGCUCGGACGGUUACAAAGGCGUCCGAGGAACCCUGCGGCCGUCGGACGAAGCGUUCCCAAGUCAGUGGUCGUUAACCGUGUGGAGCACCCACAGGAAUGCCGCUUUGCAAACUUUAUCUUUGACAUUAUCAUGGUCUUAGGCCUUUUAUGUCAACAUAUAACCAGGAGCUUCUGAUAUACCAUUAAAAAUUAAAGCCUCUCAGAAUACCAUACAUGAGACAAUUUCCUUCAAUAUCUCAAUCCCCAGACUUCAUUUUGUCAUUUUCAGAUUAGAUUUAAAAGGAAACUGUCAGAUGGGUCGAGCUGGUGCAGGUCGAAGAAGGCAGGCAGGACUCAAAUGCAGGAUUCAGUUUUCCGGAAUGUGCUUUUUAUUCAACACAAAAAACUAACAGAAGCCAAAAGAACGUGCACCAACAAUGACUGACGUUAGACAAUGACGCGACAAGGGACAACAGACACACAGGGCUUAAAUACACAAGGGAGGUGCAGGUGAUUGGACACAGGUGGAAACACUCAGGCAAUCACAGGACAAGGCAGGAAGUGAA